AAAAAGAUUGGUUGUUGUCUAUGCGAGUGGACACUGCACUGCAUAGAGAGCGAAAGUCCUUUUCCUUAUUAUAUGGAGGCUCCAAGCAACUUGGAAAUCUCGGUGGAUGUUCCUCCUUACCUUCGAGUGCACAAAGACGGCACCCAAGUUGUUCCCGCGGGCCUCGAUUCCGACACCGAUGUUGUUUCCAAAGACAUCCUUAUCGUCCCCGAAACCGGCGUCACAGCCAGGCUCUACCGUCCAAAUUCCACCCCCAAAACCGCCAAGCUCCCUUUACUUCUUUACUUCCACGGCGGCGCCUUCUGCAUCUCCUCCGCCUCCGACCCUCUUUACCACACCUCCCUCAACAACCUCGUCGCCGAGGCCAACGUUGUCGCUCUCUCCGUCAAUUACAGGCUCGCACCAGAGCACCCUCUUCCCACCGCGUACCAAGAUUCCUGGUCCGCGAUACAAUGGGCCGCUUCUAAUGCUAAACACCAUCAAGAAGAUUGGAUCAGGGACAACGUUGAUUUUGACAGAGUCUUCCUAGCAGGGGACAGCGCAGGUGCCAACAUGGGACACUACACGGCCUUGAAGUUGAAUAAUAAUGUUCCAACAAAUGAUGAUUUCGAUUUCAAGGUUGCGGGUCUCAUCAUGGUGAACCCUUAUUUCUGGGGAAAGGAAGCAAUUGGAGUGGAGAUUACGGAUCCGGAGAGGAAGAAGAUGGUGGAUAAGUGGUGGAGUUUUGUUUGUCCUUCGGAUAAAGGGAACGAUGACCCUUUGAUUAACCCUUUUGUGGAGGAGGCUCCGGGUAUUGAAGGGGUUGCUGGCGAUAGGGUUCUUGUUACUGUUGCGGAGAAAGACAUACUGAGGGAAAGGGGGGAGCUUUAUCACAAAAGGUUGAGCAACUGCGGCUGGAAAGGAAUUGCUGAGUUCUACGAGACUCCAGGGGAGGAUCAUGUGUUUCACAUCUUCAACCCUGAUUGCGACAAAGCCAAGAGUUUGAUUAAACGCAUCGCUGAUUUCAUUAAUGAACACUGGAUGCAUUAAUAAAAUUGAACAAUGGUUAGGAAGCCUCUUCUUUUAUUUCACUGUUGGAAAUCCGUAAAACUUGUUUUGCUUCCCUGUUUAUAAUUACUGUCGUGAGCUUUAUUAAUAUACCUGGCUGUGUUGUAUUUUCUAUAAAAUGAAUUUAUUUGUAGGCUUUGUUAA
Messenger RNA from Glycine soja, 1191 nucleotides. Its product is annotated as probable carboxylesterase 2. The transcript has 2 exons. Lineage: Eukaryota; Viridiplantae; Streptophyta; Magnoliopsida; Fabales; Fabaceae. Bases 73 to 1029 code for a protein of 318 amino acids. Gene Ontology annotation, molecular function: hydrolase activity. The record is from RefSeq and is a predicted model, not a curated record.